This is a messenger RNA of Ruditapes philippinarum (Manila clam), 7859 nucleotides long. Its product is annotated as F-actin-monooxygenase MICAL3-like. Gene Ontology annotation, molecular function: protein binding. NCBI's taxonomy places the organism in Eukaryota, Metazoa, Mollusca, Bivalvia, Venerida, Veneridae. The record is from RefSeq and is a predicted model, not a curated record. Bases 44 to 7378 code for a protein of 2444 amino acids. The transcript is spliced from 26 exons.
UUAUGAUAAAGUUUGAGUGAUAGGUGGUGAAGAAAGAUGCAAGAUGGAAAAUGGAGGAGGGGAGAAUGACCCUGUGUCACAGUUGUUCGACCAGUUCUGUCAUGCCUCAACAUGUCGUGCCAUCAUCUCAUCAUUUCAGCAGCUCUGUGACGCCGUCGGCCUCAGCCACGCAGAUCAUCGAAACUUCUAUAGGAAAUUAAGAUCUCGUAUACACACAUGGAAAGCUCACGCUCUCUGGGUAAAACUCGACAAACGUGCCAGCCAUAAAGAAUACAGACGAGGGGAGGCAUGUGCAAAUACAAAGGUUAUUAUCAUUGGAGGAGGAAUAUGUGGUCUACGUGUUGCCAUAGAAACUGCCUUAUUAGGUGCAAGGACAGUGGUAGUGGAGAAACGUGAUAGGUUCUCACGCAACAAUGUCCUUCAUCUCUGGCCGUACCUUAUCGUUGACCUGAAAAAUCUUGGUGCUAAAAAGUUUUACGGAAAGUUUUGUGCUGGGGCCAUAGAUCAUAUUAGUAUUCGACAAUUGCAGUGUAUCCUGCUGAAAGCAGCUUUAAUAGUAGGUGUUGAAAUCCACGUCAAUGUUGGUUUUGAAGAUAUAAUUGAACCUACGGCUCCCGGCCAAGGCUGGCGUGUCAAGGUCGAUCCAGAGAAUCAUCCUUUGUCCGAGUACGAGUUUGACGUCCUUAUCGGUGCUGAUGGCAAACGUAAUACGUUACAAGGUUUUAAGAGAAAGGAGUUUCGAGGGAAGCUGGCCAUUGCCAUCACUGCAAAUUUCAUCAACCGGAACACACAGGCUGAGGCUCGCGUCGAGGAAAUCAGCGGUGUGGCAUUUAUUUUCAACCAAAAGUUCUUCAAGGAUUUGAACGAGGAGUGUGGGAUAGAUUUAGAGAAUAUAGUAUAUUAUAAAGAUGAGACCCAUUACUUUGUCAUGACAGCGAAAAAACAAAGUCUUCUUGAAAAAGGAGUCUUAAAAAAGGACUACUCAGACACAGCUGUGUUACUGUCAUAUAAUAAUGUGAACCAAGAUGCCUUAGCUAACUAUGCAAAGGAGGCGGCAGAUUUCUCAACCAAACAUAUGAUGCCUCACCUGGACUUUGCUGUCAACCACUAUGGAAGGCCAGAUCUGGCUAUGUUUGACUUUACGUCUCUGUUUCAAGCCGAGAACUCUUGUAGAGUCCUUGAGAGACAAGGGAAGAAACUCUUGACCAUGUUAGUAGGGGAUAGUCUUCUUGAACCGUUCUGGCCUACAGGAUCCGGUUGUGCUCGAGGUUUUCUAGGGGCAUUUGAUGCUGCCUGGAUGAUCAAGCAGUGGUCCUCUGGCAAGAUGACCCCACUACAGGUGAUAGCCGAGAGAGAAAGUGUGUACCAAUUACUGUCUCAAACUACCCCAGAAAACCUGCGGACCAACCAUGCUCAGUUUACCUUAGAUCCAGCUUCUAGAUACACUAAUAUGAAGUCAAAGUGGUUAAAACCGAAACAAGUGAUGCACUUAUAUGACACUGGUGAUAAUACUCUCAGGGAUGAAGUCAUAGAAAUACCAGCUAAAUCACCUCAAGAUGAUGUUAUAGAUACCUAUAGUUUAUUACGCUGGUGUCAGAAGAUAUUGAACACUGGGAAAUAUCAUACAAUAAACGUCACAGACCUGUCUUCAUCAUGGAAAAGUGGACUCGCCUUCUGCGCUCUGUUACAUUUCUUCAAACCUGAGGCCAUUGAAUAUGAUAGUUUAAAUGAAGCAGAUGUAGUAAAGAACAACCAGCUUGCAUUUGACGUAGCACAGCAGGAGUUUGGUAUAAAUCCUGUAUUGACAGGGGAAGACAUGGCUAACUGUGAUAAACCUGAUAAACUUACCAUAGUCUCGUAUCUUUCCCAGUUUUAUGAUCUCUUCAAGAAACAGCGCCCACCUAGUGAUGAUUUCUUAAACAGUAGUUUCGAUGAGAAUCGUAAACACAGAUCACCCAGUCAUCGUCUCUCAAUUCUACAAAAACUUCGGUCUUCACGAGUCAGUUUGUCUAAACUGAAGAAAUCCAUAAAGAAAGAGAAGGACCUGACUGAUGAAUUCAAUCAAAACAACAACAAUAAUAACUACAGUAGAGAAAAUGUAACUAAGCUGGCGGGAGUUUUGUCCUCUAACUGGGAUCCAAAGACAAGGGACAUUACUAAUGGUAAUGUAGAGUUGACAAGGUACAGCAGACUUCCUAUUGAUAAAAUUUCAAGUCAACUAGGUCAGAGUAACGCCAAAAAUGAAAUAGUUAUACAUAAGACUCGUGAGAGCUGUCCGAAGCUACCCAUGGACGAAAUCACCAACAGACUGACCACUGAAAAACCUGACCAGCUUAAAGAUAUUAAAAUGAAAGAGGAGAUGAUGCCUGUAGUUAAAGUGAGCAAGAUGGCAGAGUUACUGGUUUCGAAAUUUAAAAAGAAUAGUGACCAACCCCCACCAGAACCUCUGUCUAGAAAAGUGAAAGGGCAGCCAAUGAUGGUAGCAGCCCAGCCGGCCAGUGAAUUCUGUUUCUUCUGCGGUAAACGUGUGUAUAUAAUGGAGCGUAUGACAGUAGAGAAUUUGUUCUUCCAUAGUCAAUGUUUUAAGUGCGAGUUUUGUCAAGUACAACUCAGGAGUAAUACGUAUUCUGUGGACAAGAAUAAUUAUGGUGACGCAUACAGAUUCUUCUGUUGUCGCCAUGCAUUACCUCAGAGUAGGUUUGGUAAGCCAGCUCGUAAACGUGUAGCUGAAGAUGCUCCAGAUGAUGUUUCCAAGAAAAACAUUCCAAGUCAACCUGCUGACCUGGGACCAACACCUACCAAAGUUUCUGCAACAUCUAGAUCUCCUUCCAAGAAAAUACCAGAGAUGCUGUCACCUGUCUCAAACCCUGAUGAUCUUGUGAGUAGUUUGAAGACACCAGAGCGUAUAGAGUUUGAGAACACGAUCGAGGGAUUACAGGAAGAGACCGAGGAGGAGCAGUGUGAGCAUAACAUGAGCAUGUCAUUAUCACGUGAUCACGGGCAACUUAGACUUAUAAGUUUAUUUAGAUUUGAUAUGGGGAAUGAAUUAUUUACAGUAGAUUAUAUGGUAAGAACAAAUUUCAGAGAGCUUUUAUCAGAAAUGGAUGUGCUGGAUUAUGAGGAAGUGACGGAACUCUUGGAUGUUUGGUCAGAAGAUGAAGAAUUCCAGGAAGCAGUAGAUCUUUACACGUCAGGCAAGCUGGAGGAAUCAAUCAGUCUAGCCAGAGAGAGUCUUAGACACUCCAGGGAAAACCUCAUCAAUACUCAACAAGAGGAUGAAGACACUGAGGUCGAAGAAUAUGAUGAGGAAUCUGACACUGAUGAUUCAGACACAGAGAUGGAGGAUGAGUCAGCUGAACCUGUUAGUUCCAAAACCGAGUCUCGUUCAGACUACCGCACAGCUGCAGAGUCCAAGUCCGAACCCCUUUUGUCCAAAAACUCAGUUUCGGAGGCGACAUCUGCUGUCAAAGGAUCAAAGUCUCAAGGUGCUUCUAGCCAGUCAAACACACAGUCUACUGUUACAAAUGGUGCAAAUUCGACCAUGGCUAAGGCUGCUCGUGCAGAUUUCUUCACUUCCCCUCCUGAACCACUUAGACUGGACCCUUUCAAGAUGUUUGGAAUGGCAAGGAAAAAUCCAGUCAAAGAGGAACCUGUUAACCAGGUUAAUGUUAGUGAAGAGAUCAAAUCUCCGGUAGUCGAGGCUGGAGAUGUUGAAUCAGAUGAGGGCACUGAUAGACAGGUUGGUUCUCAGGUGCUAGACGUAAAACCCCAGCCCAAUGAAUGUAACAACACAGAUGAUGAUCUUGACGAAGCGUUCGUUUCGGCAGAGUAUGAACCCUUGCUGGAAGAUGAUGAAAAAGUUGCUGUUAGCCGGGCAAUGGAACAGCUGCUGGUUGACAUGGAUCAUAGAUCUGAGUCAAUAAGUGAUUCUAAUGAUGAUUUAAAUGCAUCUAGUGACAAUGAUGGUGAUGAUGAUGUUUUUCAUCAGUAUCGCAAACAGAUUGCCUCCAGAGACUCUACUGGAUCAUAUUCUGAUAGUGUAAAAAGUUCAAGUAGGUCAAAGUCCAGAAAUUCUUUAUCAAGUAGUGAUAUUAAUAAAAAUGGAAGAUCAGUUUCUAAUUCAAGCUCUAGUGCGGAUAAACUUAAGAAAUCCGAGGAAGAGCUUAGAAGUUCAAAGGAAUUACUAUUGGAUAAAAAUAGAUCAUGUUCAUCAAAUGAACUGGGAUCAACAGAAAGGUCUGUUUUACGAAGUGUUCAACAAAUGAGUGAUAACUCUGGUUCUACUGGUGGUUCAGGGGAAACAACUCUGCAAGUGUUAAAGAGUGUAAGUGAGAUUAAUAACGAACAAAAGGACGAUGAUGACAUUGAGCAAUGUAUUCAAUAUAUUGAUGAUAGAUUUGUUACACGUAGAGCUCGUGGUAGCCGCAGAUCUGGUAAAUCCAAUUCAGAACUUAAAAACUCUGGUAGUUCAGACAGUUUCACUAUUUCCACACCUAGUCAAUCAUCUAGACACACCUCUUCAAGUUCUCUGUCAGAAGAGUAUGAGUACAAUAAAAACCUCCUUUCCCAAGAGAGUGAUGAUGAACGGCCCGACUCGGAUAUGUUAAGAGAUUAUCAAAUGACAGUAAGUCAGAAGUUAGAUGAUGAUGAGGAACCAAUGGACAAUGAACCAAAAGGAGAUGAAGAUUUAGAUGCAACUUUGAAUGCAGAAGAAGUUAUUGAAGCUGCACCUGUGUCACCAGCUUCAGAAUAUAUGUCUCCCAGGUCAGAGAUGGGUGAUGUUUCAGACAGAAGUGAGUAUGUUUCACCUCGCUCAGAUAGGAACAGUAGUGCAUAUGAAACACCUGAAACAAGUCUGAAUGAAAAAUCAGCAUCGGAUUUGAAACAAGUGGCGGAAAGUGUUGUUGAAAGUGAAAAUAAAAAAGUAAAUACGAAAAAAUCAAUAUUGCCAAGUUUUGUUCAAACAAAAAUCAGCCCUAAAGCAGAUACAUCUAAAAGUGUUCAAUCUGUGGAUGUUAAGAAGAAAAAAUCAGGCAGUUUAAAGCCUCAAAAGAAAAUUAAGCAGGAGGUUGAUGAAGCUGAUCCUGUGAAAAAUGCCACUAAAACAAUCAUUCGUCCUUAUAGACAUGGUAGUCGGGAAGGCUCAGUUGAGUCAAACCCUUUAGAAAAAGAUGCAUGGGGAAGCUCUAGUUCCACUAAUAGUUUGAACUCUAUAAACUCAACAGAGGCUUCUCAGAAAACGUGGCGACCUUUACCGCCUGUGCCGAUUGAAUCUCAGACCUCGCCAAAACAAUCUAAAACUGUUAAACCGGGAACAGGGAGAAAACUUCCUGAACCUGUUGUACCUAAAUCCAAAUCACCGCAAGUGUUUCAAAGUAAUUUUAUGAAAAAAGCAUACUCCUCUAAUACAGACUCUAAUGAUUCAAGUAAUAAUACACCAUCACCUAACGAGGUUCGUAAAUCUGUGAUAACGAGUCAGCCACGACCAUUACCCCCUCCACCUAUUGAAACCAAAUCUGGUGAACCAAAUAAAACUGUAAGUAAAGAUACAGAUAAGUUAAACGAAAGUAGUGGUUUAAAGACUAAAAUCACUGUGGAUUACACUAAAUUGAACUUUGAUAAAGAUAGUGCUAGUGAGAGUGAUACUAAAAAGAAACGAAUACCAGUAGCCAGUGCUCUGAAAAAGUCUUUGAAACCAAGUCUUUCAGGGAACAGUGUUGGUGAUCAGUCAGAUGAAAUUCCAUUUGCGGACGAUAGUGAAAAUGAUGUUGUUGAUGAUAAAUUCUUUACACCUGCAACUUCAAUAAAACCUAAACGAAAAGCUUUCAGAAAGGAGGGAGAGGUUUCAGAUGCAAGGAAGAGAAUUUUGCCAACCCCUCCAAAACAGUCAGAACCAGCAAUGUUAAGUCCUGAUCGUAUACGUGAUAUUAGAAAGGCUGAGAUUGAAAAGGCACGCGAGGAAGCUCGUGAGCGAGCAAGAUUAAAGAGUGACGAGGAGUUAGGGUUACAAGAUACACCUUCUGUGUCGAAAUACAAACGAACAGUUAGCACAGAAUCAUCUGUUAGUAAUUACACAAGUGCUACCGACAAAGUUUCAGAUAGUGAUGAUUUAAGAACUCCCUUACAAAAAAUCUCAGUUAGUUUUACACCUGAAAUUCCACUCUCUAAUGGUACACCAACAAAGAGUAAAGGGAAGAAAAAGAAAAAGAGCAAAAGUAGAGACAGUAGUCAAUCGUCCAUGGAAAACUUGGAGAUGGAAGUAAAGAAAGAAAAGAAGAAGCGAUCACUUUUAGCAUCCAUUUUAUCUGGUGUAAAGACACCAUCAGACAAACCAAAAGAGUUAAGAGAUCGUGAUAAGUCUUCCUCUACUGACACUUUGGAAGAUAAGUCAACAAAAAAGAAAAAGACCAAAACACCAAAGACUGAUAAAAAGAAAGAGAAAAAGAAAAGGAAGUCAGCGUCAAUGGGAGAAGAAAGUUUACUGUCUGAAAAUAUGAACCAGUUGAAGAUCGGUGCUGUGUUUUCAGAGAAAUCAGGCAAGCGUCCAGCAUUAAGAGGGAGAAUUGUUCCUCCUAAAGCAUCAGUUGAUGAUUUCACAGACUCUGAUGAUGAUUACCCCAGUAUGGGUACAAGCAUGACAUCUCUAAAUGACAGCCAAUCUCGUAGAACUAAAUCUGACCAUGGGCCUUUGUCUGAAGAAGAAUUAAAUGCAAGAAUAACCAGGAAAAUUCAACAUGCUGCUAGAAAACAACAAAAACAACAGGAGCAGAAACGCCUACGUCAAGCACAGGAAAUCCAGCGGAAACUUCAGGAAGUUGAUGUGAAACAGCGGGAGCUGGAGGAGCGUGGAGUGUCUGUCGAGAGGGCUCUGAGGGGAGAAGGUCCCGAGGGUGGUCGGUCCGAGACGGAACUUAUGCAGGAGUGGUUUAACCUGGUCCAUGACAAGAACGCUCUUGUGAGACUUGAAUCAGAGCUGAUGGUCAGUGCGAGAGAGCUUGAGUUAGAAGACAGGCAGGGUAGAUUACAGCAUCAGCUGAGAGAGAGUAUGGUUCUAGAUGGGUUAGAUUGGGACCUCGUUGAUGACGAGGUAUUUGAGGAACCAAACGAUGUAAAAUUGACCAAAUAUUGGAAGGCCAUUUGCAGAAAUGACACGCUCAAGUCUCCGCUACAGCGUGAGCGCGAGCAGAAAAUCUACAGUGAGCUGAUAGAGGUGGUAGAGGAGAGGGAUAAGUUAGUUGCUAUGUUAGAGGAGGAACGUGUCAGAGAACGAGAAGAAGAUAAAGACUUAGAGAAUGUGAUGAGGGCGAAAGGUUUCUCACUGUCUCCAACGUCAGGAUCUAAAAUACUCCGUAAAACCCAACCAGUGAAAGUUUCAUGACAUCAUAUGAUUAAACAAUAGAUUAUUUUAUAUUAUCUGUGUUAAUACUCUAAUGUAAGAAAAACCAAGACAAGGCUAUAAAUAGCAAGGCAAAUCUAUAUAUAGCUUGACAAGUUUAAAAGAGGAGACAGACCAGCCUUUUUCAUGAAUUUCCUUAAACCAGUCUGCAAAAAUCUGACCAGUCUGAAAAUAGGAAUCUGCAUACUAGUCUAGAAAUAGAUGGACCAGUCACAAAAAAGUUUAACAACUUGAGAAUAUUAAUCUAAACCAGUCUAGAAGUAAUUAGACUGAUGGAAAACCAGACCAGUGUAAAAAGAACUAUCAUACUGGUCUUGAAAUAGAUACAUGCUGACCAGAAUAGCUAAGAAUUAAUCUUAGACCAGUCUAGGUGGAAAAACCCAGACCAGUCUGAAAAAAAAAAACAAGCAUAAUGGCCUUACUAAAACUUAAAAAAAGCUCUCCUUUGGGAGGCAUUUAAAAC